Messenger RNA from Pyrenophora tritici-repentis Pt-1C-BFP, 1488 nucleotides. RefSeq names its product Tgt, Queuine-archaeosine tRNA-ribosyltransferase. Gene Ontology annotation, cellular component: cytosol. Gene Ontology annotation, molecular function: tRNA-guanosine(34) queuine transglycosylase activity. NCBI's taxonomy places the organism in Eukaryota, Fungi, Ascomycota, Dothideomycetes, Pleosporales, Pleosporaceae. The record is from RefSeq and is a predicted model, not a curated record.
GAACCCAUCAUGGCGCCCGUGUCAAUGCCGUCAGCGCUCACUUUUGAGCUCCUGGGAAAAUGCUCAGUCACGAGGGCGCGUGCUGCAACAUUGCACUUGCCGCAUGGCCCAGUGCCCCUCCCCAUCUUCAUGCCUGUCGCGACUCAAGCCUCACUCAAGGGCCUCACACCGGACCAACUAGAAGACCAAGGAUGUCGGCUAUGCUUAAACAAUACCUACCACUUAGGUCUUAAGCCGGGCCAGGCAACCCUCGAUGCAAUAGGCGGCGCGCAUAAGCUCCAGUCAUGGCCACACAAUAUCCUCACAGAUAGUGGUGGCUUCCAGAUGGUGUCGCUACUCAAACUCGCAAAAGUGACGGAAGAAGGUGUGCGCUUUCUCAGCCCUCAUGAUGGCUCGCCCAUGUUGCUCACGCCCGAACACUCCAUCUCUCUCCAAAACUCAAUCGGCUCAGAUAUCAUCAUGCAAUUGGAUGACGUUAUUGCUACGACCUCGCCUGACCAUGCGCGCAUGAAGGAGGCCAUGGAGCGUUCAGUUCGCUGGUUAGACCGAUGUAUACAGGCACACAAGUACCCGGAGCGACAAAACCUAUUCUGCAUCAUUCAAGGAGGGCUUGAUCUUGAGAUGCGGAGAGAGUGUACCGCCGAGAUGGUCGCCCGAGAUACGCCAGGAAUCGCUAUCGGGGGACUUUCUGGUGGUGAGGAGAAAGAAUCAUAUUGCAACGUCGUCAAGACAUGCACCGAGUUACUACCUGAGAAGAAACCACGCUAUGUCAUGGGCGUUGGCUACCCCGAAGACUUGGUUGUCUCUGUUGCACUCGGUGCAGACAUGUUCGAUUGUGUAUGGCCCACUAGAACCGCCCGUUUUGGCAAUGCCAUCACCGCCCGUGGCACCGUUAACCUCCGUAACGCCAUGUACUCCGAAGACUUUGGUCCGAUCGAAGAAGGCUGCAACUGCACUUGUUGCCGCCCCAUCUCCGAAGGCGGCCUCGGUAUCACACGCGCAUACGUCUACCAUGUCACUGCCAAAGAAACUGCUGGAGCACAUCUCCUCACCAUGCAUAAUGUGCAUUACCAGUUGAACCUGAUGAGGCUGGUGAGAGACGCUAUCACGGAGGAUCAAUAUCCGCAGUUUGUAAAGGGGUUCUUUAGUAAGCUGUACAGUGGAGACAAGGAAAACUAUCCAAAGUGGGCUGUGGAUGCGCUAAAGGGCGUGGGUGUAGAUUUGUGGAUCGAUUGAGACUGGACUGGUACGGAGUUGUGAACUAUGAGAACUAAGUGUCCUUUUUGUUCUUACUUUUCGAGGAGGUGGGAUGCGUAUUUUCAUAAAACUCCUUCGCCAAACCAGCCUCCGCUCCUGACGAUGACUUUAUCAUCAUACGGUACUGUCUUUGCCAUGAGGCUAGCCCUGACGCUUGACAAAGUAAUCCAUCGGACCGCUCAACUUCUCUCUAUUUACACCACUACCAUAAUCAAUAUCUCGGUAGAUUAC